AUGUUGCACACGGGGCGCGGUGCCAUUGCCCAGAUCCACUACACGGGCGAAGAGGCUGCGGGUGAGAUCAACAAGCUCUUAGGUGCAGUUAUCGAGAACGAGGACGACUUUGAGCGAUGGGAAGCCCUUGUUACGCGCGCCUCCGAUCUUGAGGGCGGCGUCACUCGGAACUCCAGCCCUGGUGCCAUUGAACUUGUGCGCAAUGUCUACGACUGCUUCCUCACAAAGUUCCCACUGUUCUUUGGCUACUGGAAGAAAUAUGCCGACCUCGAGUUCUCUAUUGGCGGUACCGAGACUGCCGAGAUGGUGUACGAGCGCGGUGUCUCUUGCGUCACAACCUCAGUGGACUUGUGGGCAAACUAUUGCACCUUCAAGAUGGACACGUCGCAUGAUAACGAUAUUAUUCGAGAAUUGUUUGAGCGUGGUGCCCACUUUGUCGGUCUUGACUACCAGAGCCACCCGUUCUGGGACAAGUACAUUGAAUUUGAGGAUCGCAUCCAAGAGCCAGCGAACGUCACCAAGCUCUACUGCCGAAUUAUGCAUAUGCCCAUCUACCAGUCUUCUCGAUACUAUGAGAAGUAUUGCCUACUACUUGCCGACCGGCCAGUCGAAGAACUAGUCGAUUCUGAUAUGCUUGAGACGUUUAAGAGCGCAGUUCAGCUGGAGAACCAAGGACAACCUGAGAAGCCGGCGCUAGAAAUCGAACGACAGUUGCGCGUCAAGAUCCAUGAAUACUGGUAUGAAGUCUACGGAAAGACCUCGGCGGAUACGACGAAUCGCUGGACUUUCGAAACAGCCAUCAAGAGGGCCUACUUCCACGUCACCGAUCUCGAAGAUGCCGAACUCGAGAACUGGCGCAAGUACUUGGAGUACGAGGAGAAGCAGGGUGGCUUCGAGCGCAUCUCUUUCUUGUACGAGCGCUGUUUGGUUGCGUGUGCGCUGUACGAUGAGUUCUGGCUGCGAUAUGCCCGCUGGAUGUUCUCGCAGGGCAAGGAAGAAAACACGAGGAUCAUCUACAUGAGGGCUAGCUGCAUAUUCGUACCUAUUUCAGCGCCUACCAUACGCCUAAACUGGGCCCGUUUCGAAGAGAAGAUCGGUCGUAUCACUGUCGCUCGCGAUAUCUACCUGGCCAUGCUCGAAGAGGCUCCCGAACAUACCGAGACUCUCAUUGCUUUGGCAGGCUUGGAGCGACGCCACGAGGGCAAUGACGCUGCUAUUCACCUGCUGGAGGAGUACAUCAAACGUUCCAACAACCAGAUCGGUGGUAUCCUAGCUGCAGAACAGGCGCGGAUACUCUGGCAAUGCAAGGGCAGUGUCGAUGAAGCGCGUCAAGUGUUCCAGAACAAGUACGAGCAGUUCCCGGACUCACGAGAGUUUUGGGUCAAGUACCUCGAGUUCGAAGUGGCACAAUCUUCACCCAACCAGGACGAGGCUCAUGCCCGGAUAAAGGCAGUUCACGAGCUUAUGCGCACCACAGGCCGCUUCUCUUCUGACGUCUCGAAAGGACUAUCGCACUACUACAUGUCAUACCUACUCGACCGUGGAGGCAAGGAUGCAGCUGAGGAGUACAUGCAGUUAGAUAAGGAUGUUAAUGGGUAUGUAUUAUCUGCUACCAGCGCUCCCUCCCAAAUUCCCUCCCACAAGAAACGAAAAGGCCAGCCUCACAAUGCAGUAAACAAACGUCAGCGCAAAUGA
This is a messenger RNA of Pyrenophora tritici-repentis Pt-1C-BFP, 1695 nucleotides long. RefSeq names its product RNA14, Pre 3'-end processing (cleavage and polyadenylation) factor. Gene Ontology annotation, cellular component: commitment complex; U2-type prespliceosome; U1 snRNP. Gene Ontology annotation, molecular function: pre-mRNA 5'-splice site binding; protein binding. Gene Ontology annotation, biological process: RNA processing; mRNA 5'-splice site recognition. The record is from RefSeq and is a predicted model, not a curated record. Lineage: Eukaryota; Fungi; Ascomycota; Dothideomycetes; Pleosporales; Pleosporaceae.